Messenger RNA from Phanerochaete carnosa HHB-10118-sp, 2463 nucleotides. Its product is annotated as glycosyltransferase family 2 protein. Gene Ontology annotation, molecular function: chitin synthase activity. Gene Ontology annotation, cellular component: cell septum; cell periphery. The transcript is spliced from 14 exons. Bases 1 to 2463 code for a protein of 820 amino acids. The record is from RefSeq and is a predicted model, not a curated record. Lineage: Eukaryota; Fungi; Basidiomycota; Agaricomycetes; Polyporales; Phanerochaetaceae.
AUGCCACUGUACCGGCGCGUUGCAGACGAAGAAGAAGCCUCCGAGGAUUACUUGGACGACCAGGAUGAAGAUGUUACAGAACUUCGCCCCCGCUCCUGGGUGUCCUAUGCUCAAUGGCCUUCCAUCGGGGGCGGUGAUGCUGAAAAGUCUUCACUAUCUUCGUUCAACAGCUCCACGCUCGAUGGGACUCUACCAACCUCUCCGCUUCCGACGCGUCACUUUGGCCCUGCACCUGUCGGGCGUGUGCAGCGACGACACAAGAAACUCAAGAAGGCUGUGCGGCUGACAAAUGGCAACCUUGUUGUGGACUUGCCUGUACCACCUAAGCUAGUCAAGAUCCUGCCUGUGGUGGGCGGCGUCCGCUAUGAGGAGAAGAGCGAAAUGACCAAGACACGGUAUACUGCUAUAACUUGUGACCCAGAUGAGUUCGAGAAGCGUGGCUUCUUCCUCAGACAGAACGAGCUGGGUCGUACAACUGAGCUUUUCAUCGUCAUUACCAUGUACAACGAAGACGAAGUGCUCUUUUGUCGCACUCUAUACGGCGUUAUGCGCAACAUCUCGCAUCUUUGCACGCGCAAGAAUUCGCGCACGUGGGGGCCGGACUCGUGGAAGAAAGUGGUCGUCUGCAUCGUCGCUGACGGCCGCAAAAAAGUACAUCCGCGCGUACUCGACGUGCUUACGCUCCUAGGCGUGUACCAGCCAGGAGACCACAUGAAAGGUGCGAUCAACAACAAAACGGUCACGGCGCAUCUAUUCGAGUACACGACCUCUUUCGGACUCGACCCGAAAAUGCACCUGCGCUAUCCUGACAAGGGGAUUGUGCCGACGCAGAUCUUGUUCUGCAUGAAGGAGAAAAACCAGAAGAAGAUCAAUUCUCACCGGUGGUUCUUCAAUGCGUUUGGCUCGCUCCUGCAACCCAAUGUGUGCGUGUUGCUGGACGUGGGGACUAUGCCGGGGCCGAAGAGUAUUUAUCACCUGUGGAAGACCUUUGAUCUGAACUCCAACGUCGGAGGCGCCUGCGGGGAGAUAGCGGCGUACAAGGGGCGGUACUGGAGGUCCUUGGUCAACCCGCUUGUUGCGGCUCAGAACUUCGAGUACAAGAUCACAAAUAUCCUUGAUAAGCCCACUGAAUCGCUUUUUGGGUAUAUCAGUGUUUUGCCAGGUGCAUUCUCAGCCUAUCGCUAUAUUGCCCUGCAGAAUGACAAGAUGGGAGUUGGGCCGCUUGCGUCUUAUUUCAAAGGCGAGGUGCUCCACGGGCGCGACACGGACAUCUUCACCUCGAAUAUGUAUCUUGCCGAGGAUCGAAUUCUGUGCUUUGAGCUGGUCGCCAAAGCGAACUCUAACUGGAUCCUCAAAUACGUCAAGUCCGCGAUCGGCGAGACGGAUGUGCCAGAUGCGAUGCCCGAAUUCAUCAGUCAACGCCGGCGAUGGCUCAAUGGUUCGUUUUUUGCAGCGACGUACGCCGUCGCGCACGUCGGCCAGAUGCUCCGGAGCGGCCAUUCAACCGGGCGCAAGAUUGCGUUGCUGAUUGAGACAUUGUAUAAUGUGAUUAAUUUGAUCGCGAGCUGGUUCGGGAUUGGAAAUUUUUAUUUGUUCUUCGUCAUCCUCACUUCAUCACUGGAGACGGAAUUUCCUGACGUCAAGUUUAUCAAGUAUCUCAACGCAUUCAUUCAGUACUGGAUGGGGGGUCUUAUUAUAGCCGCGUUCCUCCUUUCCAUGGGUAAUAAGCCGAAAGCAGCACCGUGGAAGUACAAGAUUCUCGCGCUCAGCUUUGCGCUUCUCAUGGGCUAUCUACUAUUCUGUGCGGUCAUGUGUGCGAUCGCGGCUGCGAGACAGGGUGGCAGCGCAAACAGCCUCAUGCUCUUCAGCAUUAUUGCCACCUAUGGCGUAUACCUAUUCUCAAGCGUGCUCUCAUUCGAUCCAUGGCACAUGUUCACAAGCUUCCUCCCGUAUAUGCUCCUUUCGCCAACAUACAUCAACGUCCUGAACGUCUUUGCGUUCUGCAAUCUUGACGACAUCUCGUGGGGCACAAAACAGCAGACGGAACAGCCACCGCUCGACCUUGGACAGGUGACGCAGAAUCCGUUGAAGGAGGUCGAUGUCGAGGUGCUCGCGGACGGCGCAGAUGCGAACGAGAUGUACGAGGAGAGCCUCGCGAACCUGCGCGACCGCAAGCCAAUCCCCGACGAACCUGGCGCAUACAUGUUUGAUCGCGAGCAGGUGGCACGGGACUACUACGCAAGUGUGCGAACAAAUGUGUUACUGUGCUGGGUGCUGUCGAAUGGUCUGCUCUUGGUGGCCAUCCUUGGUGGUGGAGAUCCUUCUUCGGCUUUCUCAGAAAACAACACACUCUCAAGGACGAAGGCGUAUAUGACAAUCAUCCUUGCCUUCGUUGCGCUUACGAGUAUCGUGAGGUUCACGGGCUCGACAUUGUACCUGAUCAUACGUGUCUUCACGGGAUAG